Messenger RNA from Labeo rohita (rohu), 6011 nucleotides. It is a transcript of the gene gpr37b, whose product is annotated as G protein-coupled receptor 37b. The transcript is spliced from 2 exons. Lineage: Eukaryota; Metazoa; Chordata; Actinopteri; Cypriniformes; Cyprinidae. Bases 2027 to 3865 code for a protein of 612 amino acids. The record is from RefSeq and is a predicted model, not a curated record. Gene Ontology annotation, cellular component: plasma membrane; signaling receptor complex. Gene Ontology annotation, molecular function: G protein-coupled peptide receptor activity; prosaposin receptor activity. Gene Ontology annotation, biological process: positive regulation of MAPK cascade; adenylate cyclase-inhibiting G protein-coupled receptor signaling pathway.
GAGAAAUCAAAGAGAAAUGUUUCAAGUAUUCGGUAUAAAGAAAGACGCAUCUGGAUCAUCAUGUUCCAUCAUCAUCCAUUUGCAAAAACAUUUCAGUCAGCUUUCGGUCUUCUAAAGUACCUGACCUUGCGGCUCACACUGUUGUUUAGUGUUUUGAACCCCAUGCUCAGAUUUGGCAACAGAGUAUCACUACUCGCCAAGGCUGUGCCAACUCCAGUAGCUUCUGUUCUGCACCUGGCCUCUCUGUUUUACACUUCAAUAUCCAGCCAAGCUUUCACUGACCAGCAGGACUUAGAGGUGAAACUUUGGACCUAGCGGAACAAAGAAACUAAAGCAUGUCUGAGCUAAAUAAGGAGCGUUUCCACAUAAUCGCUGAUGUUAUGCAAGGCAAUGAAAGGCUGUUGGCUGUUUGCGAAUGUGCACCUCUGAGCCCAAGUUUCUGUCCAGCAGGAAACAAACCUUAAGCAAGUCAGCGCUUGCCCUUCCGCUCAGAGUGCUUUGCUCUGUUGUGACAUUGCCACAGGCUGAGAAACCUGUUUGACAUACCAAUGCAUUAAAGAGCUUUUAGAACUGAAAGUUACUUGGAUGCAAUCCCCGCAAAAAGCAUUUGGACGUUUUAGUUGCACACAUAUAUAUCUGACUGACACAACAAAGAUCACUACAAGUGUAACCUACACUCAAACGCUGAACUGUCCAAAUACAUUUGAGGCCUCUUUUUCUAUUUACUAUAAGUUAUGCUUGCUAUAUAUUUUGUGCAUAAUAUGCAUAUACAGUGCACAUGUGCAGUGCAAUCUGUAAAUAUCAUAAUUCACGUUUUAUGUUGUUGUUUAUUGUUUGCAGUGCAUGUGUAGAAUCUGCAAACAUAACGCAAAGACUAUAAAAAUGGAGUUCCUCGUAAUUAAUAUAUUAAUAAUCACUUGUUUUAGACAUUUAUUUACAAGGAUUGCUAUUGUGUGCAUGCACAAUGCAUGUGCAGAAUCUGCACAGAUAACGUGUAAACUACAUAAAUGAUAGCUAGUAUUACUUAUUUACAGGGAUUUUUGUUGUAUGCAUGUACAAUGCAUGUGUAGAAUCUGCAAACGUAACGCAUAGACUAUGAAAAUGGAGUGCCUCGCAAUUAAUAUAUUAAUAAUCACUUGUUUUAGCCAUUUAUUUACAAGGAUUGCUAUUGUGUGCAUGCACAAUGCAUGUGCAGAAUCUGCAAAAAUAACGUGUAAACUAUAUAAACGAGGCUAUGACUAAUUAUUUACAGGGAUUUUUGUUGUGUGCAUGUGCAAUGCGUGCGUAUAAUCUGCAAAUGUAUAGACUCGUAAUAUCGGUGCAUUGUGAUUCAUUUUGCAGUUGCACUUUUCCCGCAUGUUCCUGUGACACACGGCUGUAAUUUAACUCGUCUAAGCCCGUGUUACUUUUAAGACUGAUCGGAUUAUGAUUCUGUUGACAUGCGUAAUUACGCAUGGUAAUGAAUGUACUACGCACGGGCGGGGCGGGGUCGCCUCCAGCUGCGGUGGUCCAAGGGGCUGAUGCUGAUGGAUCCGGCUUGACAGAACAAGGUUAUCCGCCAGGAGAGAGUCCGUCCAUUUUCUUCAUCCGCUCCUCACUCACAGCAGCAGCGGCAGCAGCUCCCCGCCCGUUCGCGUCACGGAGAGCGUCCACCGGACUCCGCUUCUCCACGCACGGCAGAGGCGCAGGACGAGUCCAGGUUGCCGCGCCCAACAGAACACGGGAUGCGAGCGACUCCUGCAGCUGGCUGGGAUGCAAAAACGCAAAUGAAGGUGAAAUAAUGGCGUUUGGAGGAAAUAUCGUCUUUCUGGCACUUUGCUAAGGCGGCGAUUCUAGAGGAGGAGGUUUUUGUUUGCCGCACAACACCGGAGUGGAUGUAACAGGAAAAGUCAUUUGCGUGGAUCUAAUCAUUCGCAUGUGAACUUUUCCUUCCAACAAUGUGAAUCUGAGAAAAUAGCGUGUGUUCUUUGCAAUGCACCACGUUAGAGUGUUUUUCUAACAUCUUCAGCACACUGACUCGGUGAAGAUGCAGAUGCUGCUGCUUUUAAGAACGGUCUUUUUCAUUGCAGGAUGUCCACAUGUUUUGUUGCACGGAGAAAGCCGUAACGCACACACCAAAGAACCAGUUAGGAGCCUUCGUGAUGCAAAACCCAGUGCCCCACACCCUGCGAGGCGCCAAGCCGCAGGUACACCUGCCUUUGACAUCAAACAGACUUCAGAAGACAACACUAACUUGUCUUCACAUCUCUGGCUGCUUUUGGAGAGCGGAGGUAAGCGCUACGGAUACAGACAUCUCUUGUCGAACAGAACACAUGCGGUCACGGAGAGUGGCACAAACCUACACAAGCGCUCGCGGCGACAUAAAAGGAAAAAGUUGAAUGGCGAGAUGCCUGCUGCCAUGGGAACAGUAGGUGGACACAAUAACUCCAAGCCUUAUUCAACAAGCAAGCGAGAAAGAAACCACAGACGCAAAAGAGGCACAAAGGAGCACCACAAGAAAGGUUUUAAGAGCUUGAAAAGAGGCCAGAAUAAAAGCGCUGCCCCAAUGACACCAGUCGAAACUUAUUAUAACGCCCUGACAUCCUCUUUAUCCAUGUGGGAACCCUUGCCCAAGCCUCUAGCUCUCACCUCCACUGAUUUCCCAUUCGAUCUCACCAGAUAUGCCGAGUUCCACACCAAACAGAUAGACGACCCGUGGGACGCCACGCCGAUGACCCCUCCGUACGCCGAGGAUGAGGAGAGCGAGUUCUUCCCCAAUCCUUUCUACCCCGUCACUAGCGAGACCUACGGGGCGUAUGCAAUCACCAUCGUUUCGGUCCUCAUUUUCGCUGUGGGAAUAACGGGCAACAUAGCAAUAAUGUGUGUGGUGUGCCAUAACUACUACAUGAGGAGCAUCUCAAAUGCUCUUCUGGCUAACCUGGCCAUUUGGGACUUUGCACUGCUCUUGUUUUGCCUGCCACUCGUGGUGUUUCACGAGCUCACAAAGACCUGGCUGCUGGGCCAGUUCACCUGUAAAGUCGUACCGUAUAUUGAGGUGGCGUCUCUCGGCGUGACCACCUUCACCCUGUGCGCGCUCUGCAUCGACCGUUUCCGCGCCGCGACCAACGUCCAGAUGUACUACGAGAUGAUCGAGAACUGCACCUCCACCGCCGCCAAACUAGCCGUCAUCUGGAUCGGCGCCCUACUCCUCGCGCUCCCCGAGCUCCUGAUCCGCCAGCUGGUGUCGGAAAACGGCGACGGCACGGCGGACGACCCGGCGUCCGAGCGCUGCUUGAUUCGCAUCUCCACGUCCCUCCCCGACACGCUGUACGUCCUGGGCCUGACGUACGAAGGAGCUCGUCUCUGGUGGUGCUUCGGCUGCUACUUCUGCCUGCCGACGCUCUUCACCAUCGGCAGCUCGGUGGCGACCGCUAGACGCAUCCGUCGCGCCGAACGCGGCUGCGCCAGAGGCAACAAGAAGCAAAUCCGCCUGGAAAGCCAAAUGAACUGCACCGUAGUCGCUCUAGCGAUCGUAUACGGCGCGUGCGUGGUUCCCGAGAACGUGUGCAACAUGGUUUCGGCGUACAUGGCGGCCGGGGUCCCGCAGAGCACCAUGGCGCUGUUGCAUCUGCUCAGUCAGCUGCUGCUGUUCCUGCGCGCCGCCGUCACGCCGGUGCUGCUGCUGUGCCUCUGCAGACCCUUCGGCCGUGCCUUUUUGGAGUGCUGCUGCUGCUGCUGCGCGGACGCCUGCGGGAUCGCCGCUCACUCUUCGGCCACGGCCAGCGACGACAACGAGCACGAGUGCACGACGGAACUGGAGCUGUCGCCGUUCAGCACUAUACGCCGGGAAAUGUCCAACUACACGGCGACUGGAUCCCACUGCUGAGUGAACGUGUGGGGAUUCGAGUGCCAACCGUACUGUACUGUACUGUACAAGCACAUGCUUUUGUCUUACUGUGUAAAUACUUUGACCACAAGCCGUGUGUUGCUCUUUUAAAGAAGGUAAUGUAGACUGAAAAUUAUGUAAGUACUUUUUUUUGUAUAAUUGUCCUUAAUAUAUAUAAAUAGAAAUAUAAAUAUAUAUAUAUAUACACUGAACUAGUGACUGCUUUAAUUUUGCAGUUUUUUUGCACUGCCAAACACUUUAGCUUUCUCUCCACUGUUUCCACACUUGCAUCGCGUCUACACUGGAGGCGAUCGUCAUCGAGUCAGAUUGAGUGUGUCUGCGCUGGAAGCGUUGAUCAAAUAGAGAUGUUCACUAAGCACAGACUAGUCACAUGUUUCCACUGAAUUAAAAAGAAAAAGGUAAUUGGGACAUUUUAUGUCACAUUUCGGACUUUUUUCUCAGAAUUGUAAGCUUAUAUCACGCAAUUCUAAAGCAAGUCAGAAUUUUGAGUCUGUCUUGUAAUUUUAAAAAUAUGUCAGAAUUGAGUUUGUCUCACAAUUCUAAAAAAAGUCAGAAUUUUGAAUUUGUCACAAUUCUAAAAAAAAAAGUCAGAAUUUAUAUCACGCAAUUCUAAAAAGUCAGAUUUUUGAGUUUAUGUCGCAAUUCUAAAAAAAAAAAGAAUUUGUCGCAAUUCUAAGAAAGUCAGAAUUUUGAGUUUGUCUUGUAAUUCUAAAAAAAAGUCGGAAUUUAUAUCUCGCAAUUCUAAAAAAAGUCCGAAUAUUGAGUUUAUAUGUCGCAAUUCUAAAAAAAAUUCGAAUUUAUGUCGCAAUUCUAAAAAAGUCAGAAUUUUGAGUUUGUCACAAUUCUAAAAAAAAGUCAGAAUUUAUAUCUUACAAUUCUAAAAAAGUCAGAAUUUUGAGUUUGUCUUGUAAUUCUAAAAAGAAAGUCUGAAUUUAUAUCUCGCAAUUCUAAAAAAAAAAGUCAGAAUAUUGAGUUAUGUUGCAAUUCUAAAAAAAACUAGAAUUUGAGUUUGUCUUGUAAUUCUAAAAAAAAAGUCAGAAUUUAUAUCUCGCAAUUCCAAAAAAAAAGUCUGAAUUUUGAGUUUGUCUUGUAAUUCUAAUAAAAAAUUCAGAAUUUAUAUCUCGCAAUUCCAAAAAUAUCAGAAUUUUGAGUUUAUGUUUUUACAUAGAUUUUAUUUUUUGUUUGAAGUAACCGCCAAAACUUAAGUAUGUAACUCAAUGAAUAAAAUUCAUAGCAAAAAUAUAAGCAUAUUUGAUGUUGUUAAUAAAAUUAUUGUAUUUAGGUCAGAAAUGGAAAAUACAGGCUUCCCACACUUUUUGACAAAUGAAUUGAAAAUAUUUUUCAGUGAUGUUUUCAGGAUUUUAUAACCAUUUUGAAAUACUUAAAAACCAAUGUUUAAUUUUUAUUCCAUCAACUGUAAUUUUUUCGUAAUUUUAAAAUUAUUUUCUAUUUUAUAAUAAAUUUUUUCUUUUACUUUUUUCCAAUCAAAACGAUCAUAAAUUACUGGGAGUUAAUCAUUUAAAUAGCAUAAAGCAGUUACUUGAAAUAAAAGUAACCUAAAGGUUUUUACCAAUGGAUUUUUGUUGAAAAUAAAAUGGUAAUAAAAUAAAAUGUAAAUUAUUUAAAAAAUGUGUCUAAUAAACUAAAUUAAAAAUACAACAAUUAAAAAAUUGUUGUAUUAAGUUCCCUGACUUUCCAGGCUUGAAAAUCCCUAUUACAGGCUAAAUAAAGACUAGCUGAAGACUAGCUAGUCGUAUCACAUCGCUCCAGCACGGAUUCGCUUAAUCUAAAUGGAUCUGGUUUAUAUCGCCUGUCGAUGGCGUCCGGUGUAGACGCGACGUUCCUGUCGCACGGUGUGUUUCUGCAUUUCUUGAAAGUAACAUUUCUCUAAUGUUUCUAAAUGGCUGUGUGUUGCGUGCCGUGACCUUUCUCUUGAUGAAGGUGAUUCUUGUGAAUCGUUCUUGAAGUCUGUAGAGCAUCUGUUCGUGUCUUAUACCUGUCAACACCCACAGGAUGCUCCUUCUAGUUAACGGUUUCUAAACGUUUUUAUAUAACCCCAACGAAAUGUCUCUUUAAUAAACACAACACGUUUGCUAGAAGAACGGCAAACUGAGAUACGAAAGUG